Messenger RNA from Habropoda laboriosa, 1179 nucleotides. Its product is annotated as odorant receptor 22b-like. Gene Ontology annotation, biological process: sensory perception of smell; detection of chemical stimulus involved in sensory perception of smell. The record is from RefSeq and is a predicted model, not a curated record. Gene Ontology annotation, cellular component: plasma membrane. NCBI's taxonomy places the organism in Eukaryota, Metazoa, Arthropoda, Insecta, Hymenoptera, Apidae. The coding region runs from base 1 to 1179 and encodes 392 amino acids. The transcript is spliced from 9 exons. Gene Ontology annotation, molecular function: odorant binding; olfactory receptor activity.
AUGUACGCAGAAACGGUCGAAGAACGAUUUAUGAAGUUGAACAAAGUGCUUGGACUGAUAUGCGGUGUCUGGCCUCGUCAGAACUCUCGAAGGAAACUGAUCACGCAAAUACUUUCUUUGCUUCUAAUGGCAUCUUCCAUUGUUACACAGAUAGCAAACACCGUGCUAUUCUUCAGCAUGGACAAUCUCGUGGAUGGCAUACCUUUCAACGUGGCAGCGGUUGGGACGUUCGUGAAACUGGGUAAUUACAUUAUAAACGAAACGAAGUUAAAGUCGAUGGUGGAACAGAUAUUCGACGACUGGACGUCGAUCACAUCUGAGACGGAAUGCAAGAUCAUGGUGACCUAUGCUCGAAAAGGACAACUGAUCGCGUUGUGUUACGCAGCGCAUUUGUUCCUUCCCGCGGCCAUAUUCUUAUGCGUGCCUUUCGCACCGAUCAUCUUGGACAUUUACGCGCCACUGAACAAAACGAGAAAACGUGUGUUCGUUUAUCCAGCCUAUUACUGGAUGGAUCCUGAGCAAUACUACAUGAUAAUGAUAAUACACAUAAUGUUCGUGGUGAUCAUGGUCUGUGUCAUAUUCUGUGCUUGCGACAUGAACUACGUGUACGCUGUGCAGCACGCAUGCGGCUUAUUGGCUGUCACCAGAUAUCGGUUCAGCCAGGCGUACAAAACUUUGUCCAUUAACGGCGACGAGAACGGCGCGAGAUUUUUCGACAAAAGAACGUACAGAGACGUGUGCCAUUCGGUUCGAGGUCAUCAGCGUGUUGUACAAUAUCUGAAACAUAUCGAGGACAGCCAUCGUAUUUACCUGUUCAUCUCGAUGGGAAUGCUGAUGAUAGCUAUCAGCGUGUCUUUGUUAACGAUGGCCAGUAGCCACAAUUUACCGCAGAAGGUUGUGCACGGAACGUUUUUCGUCGGCCAAGCGUUUCACGUUUUCUUUUUGAACGUCCAGGGACAAUUUGUGAUAAACGCAUUCGACGAACUGUACGACAAGAUAUACGAAUCGCAGUGGUAUAAUUUCACUCCUAGAACACAAGCGUUGUAUGUAUUGGCAUUGAGAAGCUGCCUAAACCCACCUCUGUUAACAGCUGGUGGGAUGACGACGUUGAAUCUACGAUCGUUCGCAGAGAUCAUCAAAGCAUCUGUUUCCUACUACACGGUGAUGCAGACCAAGUAA